UUCAAACUCCACGUCCCUCUCUCCGCGCGCGAUCGAGGGAAACCCUAAUCGUCUCCGCCCCGAAGCGAUCCGAUGCGAAUUCGAGCGACAUGAAGCCCCAAAAGAUCGUGGCGAAGUGCCUGAGCUCUGAUUUCUCGGCCGUGUCGGACGAGCUAUCUCCGGAUCCAUCGGAGACGAAGAGUAUCGUCGAGGAUCCAUCCGAAAGCACCACGAUACCCCCUUCCUUGGCUCCAUCCGAGGCGGAGGAGAUCGGAAUCCACGAAUCCGGCGAUCGUGAUGGCGAAGUCGCCGAUUCCGAUGCGAUCGACAAGCUGAAGAAGACGGGUGAAAAUGCAGCGGCGGAUCCAACGGCUGUAAUUCGUCUCCAGCAAGCUUUGAUGGAGAUCGGCCGAUCUCCGGUCGAGAUCGGGAGAUCGAAGAAGCUUCUGGAAACUCUGGUCGAGAUCGGGAGAUCGGAGGAGUUGAGCCGGGGAUCGAGGAAGCUUCUGGACGCUCUGGCAGACAUCUCGCUCCGAGAUUCGUGCGCCAGUUCACGGAAGAGAUCUGGGCCGUCCGAUCCGAUCUUCUGGGCGAAGGUGCGCGUCGCGACGCUCUGCUUCCUGAUCGUCUCUGUGGCGAUUUUGAAUGCGUUCAUCGCGUCCAAGGUUCGGAUCCGCGACGGAACAGAUUUUAGCGGUUUGCCCCCUACCUGAAUCUAAUUUUCA
Messenger RNA from Ananas comosus (pineapple), 704 nucleotides. RefSeq lists its product as uncharacterized. The coding region runs from base 90 to 692 and encodes 200 amino acids. The record is from RefSeq and is a predicted model, not a curated record. NCBI's taxonomy places the organism in Eukaryota, Viridiplantae, Streptophyta, Magnoliopsida, Poales, Bromeliaceae. The transcript is spliced from 3 exons.